Messenger RNA from Symbiodinium necroappetens, 308 nucleotides. The record is from the annotation of a GenBank genome assembly. Lineage: Eukaryota; Dinophyceae; Suessiales; Symbiodiniaceae.
AUGGCGGCAGCGAAGCCAACCAUCAAUGCUCACAUACCGAAGACGGACAUUGUCACCCGCCAUAAGGUGAUCCGCUUCGGUACGACGAGAAAGGCUCCCACAGAGCAAGAAGCCAAGCUCUAUGCCUACCUCCACCAGCGGGCCGACCUCAAGGUUUCUAGGGGGAGCAUCCCUGUCGGCUUCUACUCAUGCAUGUUCCUCGACGAGGGUCAACCCCUGUACUUGGAGACCCGCUUCGGAGGCAUUGAUGAUGAUGGCGAGCCUGUGGGACCUCAAUACCAGGUUAGUUGGAAAGCUGAGAAAGAGGU